Messenger RNA from Dibothriocephalus latus, 315 nucleotides. Lineage: Eukaryota; Metazoa; Platyhelminthes; Cestoda; Diphyllobothriidea; Diphyllobothriidae. The record is from the annotation of a GenBank genome assembly.
AUGACAAUACACAUCCAUUCUUCCGCCAUUGCUGUUGAGUCCUCAUUCGGGGAUUCGGACAAAGCGUCGUUGGACGGCGAAAGUCGUGACCUCACGGUUUCUAGUUCCGUGGAACAACUGCUGACUAUCCUGCAGAAACAUGCUCAGUUCGAGGCAGCUGACUUAAAGAUGAUGGAAUGCACGAUGCAGAAGUUCAAUUUGCAUUUUGCUGACCCAGAAUCCGCUGGGAGGCAGUCCACGUUAGCGGACACAGUCGCUGUCUGCAUCACCGAGUUUAUUUACGAUCCCGAUUCCGGCAUGACAUUCGAAGCUUGA